AUGUUGAAAAAUAAUAUACAACAGCAACUAGCAAGCAAUAAAGGCAGAGGUCGAGGUGAGGCGGUUGGUGCAAGGUCGCUUGCUGCUGCUGCUGCUGCCGCCGCCGCCGCCGCCGCCGCCGCCGUCGCUGCUACUGCUGACAAUGAAGAUUUAGCAGAAGAAAGUCGGUCAAUAGGGAGCAGAUUUCCAACGGAUGUAGUCUAG
Messenger RNA from Paracoccidioides lutzii Pb01, 204 nucleotides. RefSeq lists its product as hypothetical. The record is from RefSeq and is a predicted model, not a curated record. The coding region runs from base 1 to 204 and encodes 67 amino acids. The transcript has 2 exons.